GUUUUCGCUCUGAGGGGAAGUUAGGAGGGACAGAGGGGGUGCUGUGUGGGGCAGAAAUUUCAGUUUUAUAGAAGUAGCCGCGAAUAAAACUUGGUGACUAAUAUUCCCCUAAACGGCCGUCGGUACGGAAAAGCGGAGAGCGCUGCACUUGGCGCGGCCUUCAGGAUUGGAACAACGUGAAAAGCACUCUGCAGUUACGUGAGAGAUCUUAUUGGCUGUGUCCUCCCUGUUCUUUUGAAGUUCUAAGAGCAACCAGUUGAGAACCGCCCAUUAGUCCUGAGCAGAAACUGGAUUGAGAUUAUGGCAAAUCGCGGAGGAGCUACACGGCCGAAUGGAGCAAACACCGGGAACAAGAUCUGCCAGUUUAAGUUAGUGCUUCUAGGGGAAUCUGCAGUGGGGAAAUCAAGCCUUGUGCUCCGUUUUGUUAAGGGACAGUUCCAUGAGUUCCAGGAGAGCACAAUAGGAGCGGCCUUCCUGACCCAGACAGUUUGUUUGGAUGAUACAACGGUGAAGUUUGAGAUCUGGGACACAGCUGGACAGGAACGUUACCACAGUUUAGCACCCAUGUACUACAGAGGUGCGCAGGCCGCCAUUGUGGUGUAUGACAUCACAAACAAAGAAUCAUUUGCACGUGCAAAAAACUGGGUGAAAGAACUUCAAAGACAAGCAAGUCCCAGUAUUGUUAUGGCUUUGGCUGGGAACAAGGCUGACCUCGCAAACAAGAGGGCUGUGGACUUUCAGGAAGCGCAGUCAUAUGCAGAUGAAAACAGUUUACUGUUCAUGGAGACGUCUGCAAAAACCUCAGUGAAUGUGAAUGACAUCUUCAUGGAAAUUGCAAAGAGGUUGCCCAAGAAUGAAGCCCAAGCUUCUGGGCCGGGCGCUGGCAGAACCCGGGGUGUGGACCUAACUGAGACAGCCCAGCCCAGCAAGAGCUCCUGCUGUAGUAGUAACUAACCCGAUUUCUUCUACUCCUCCAAGCUUACCUCACUUUCUAACUGAGUAACACUCGGACUGGAACCACUUCAUCCCAAACCAGCUCUCUGGAAUAGUAAAAGACUGUGUAGCUGCAUUUCUAAUACUUUUAAACUUUUUUUUACACGAUCUCAGAGAUUAUGAACGCACGUAUCACUACAAGGCCGAAACAUUUUUUUUUGACAGUUCAGAAAUAUGCUAUUAAACUAACAAUUGUAAAGAUGACGACAGAAAAGGCAAAGGAUGGCUGACUGGUGGAGGAGGAGAGGUGGACUUCAAUUCCACUCUCCUAAUGAGGUUAAGUUCCCUGUACCCCAUUUCCCCGGAUGUUAAUGGUGUUAGUGACAGCUUUUUAGCGUUUGCCCCAUCUGUGCAUGCCAAGUCCUCAGGCAGCAUUGUGCAGCAGCAUACAGUAUCGAUGCAGUUUAUACCUGAACCCACAGCAUUUCUCUACUCGGUUGGUUCAUUUGCAGCAGAAUGUUUUAGUUAACUGUCAAGUGUAACUGCGGGGGUCAGCUAGCAGAUGUGACUGUUGGGCGCAUGUUCUCUAAUUCAGCACAGCAUUCCAUUUUAAAGUUUUAAAGACAUGUCGUAGAUCUGGAAUUUCCUAAGCGCAAUGUCUGUUUAUGUUACAUUUUGUGCUUAAGAAAAAUCUCAGACAAUUAUCUAAAAACCCAGUCCACAGGUUCUGAGUAUCAUACAGAAGUCUUGGUUUUAUGCUUUGUUCAUAGAAAGCGUAGAUAUUCUACAAUUUCCAUAUUGCGUAAUAUAAAUAUGCUGUGAACAGGAUGUUGUGGUGUAGUGUACAAUGUAAGGCGUGGGAGGUUAAGGUUUUCUUGGGGCUUAGAUUAAUCAAGCCAACAUGAGCAGAAGCAGAGCUACAGUGGGUUUGGAUUUUCUUACGUUUAAAUUAUAUUAAAUGAUGGUGUUUAUAAAUGUAAGUAGUGUUCAGAGAUGAUUUUGCAUUUUCUUAAUGCCCUACCUUUUAUAUUAAUAUGUUGGAACAUGUCAUUAAACUAUAACAGCCCAUGUAGGAGACCAUAUACAAUUGAAAUCUGUUAUAUCGGAUUUAUCACAAGUAGCUUGACUGGACUUUCCGACAUUCUUUUGCAGCUGAGCUCAUGUAAUUAAUGAUGUCAUUGUCAGUUAUCCUCUCUAAUGUUUAUUCAUUAACUUAUGAAUAAAUUGGUUCAUAAACAA
Messenger RNA from Brienomyrus brachyistius, 2172 nucleotides. RefSeq names its product RAB5A, member RAS oncogene family, b (gene rab5ab). The record is from RefSeq and is a predicted model, not a curated record. NCBI's taxonomy places the organism in Eukaryota, Metazoa, Chordata, Actinopteri, Osteoglossiformes, Mormyridae. The coding region runs from base 301 to 954 and encodes 217 amino acids. The transcript has 6 exons. Gene Ontology annotation, molecular function: GTP binding; GTPase activity.